GAAUUAGCUCAACCUCAAAAGAUUGUGGAUUGACUGAAAAUACAUAGGCAAGAAGAAAAAGCAAAUUUCAAGAAAAAAACAAGGAUGGUUAACAUUGCUUUGACACUUCAGGUUCUUCCACUGGUUAUUCUCCUAGGAACUACAUGUUUGGGCGCCUCCCAUUUUUCCUUCUGGGCCAACAUGAUGAAAGAUGAGGCUGAUGACUAUGAGAACUACUACUACUAUACAGAACCAGAGCAGAACGCCAACCUCCAGCAGGAGCUCUCGGAGGAAAUUAGCUGGUUCGAGACAUCUUUAGGGGACUUUGCUGUCAUGAAAGACUCAUGCUUCUCCAACCCCUGCAAAAAUGGUGGUACAUGUGAGGCCAGAGGAAGUGAUUUCAGCUGUCACUGCCCCGCGCCAUACAGUGGGGAUACAUGUGAUAAAGUGGAGGACAUGUGUCGGGAGAAGAACUGCCACUUUGGUGACUGCCUGAUUAUAUUAACCCCACCGUAUUUCAAGUGCAGCUGCAAGCCUCCUUACAAGAGACCCUCCUGCCAGCAUGCAUCCAAACAGUGCAGUCCAAACCCUUGCAAAAAUGGAGGCACCUGCAUACGAAACAGAUACAGAUCCAAAUUCACCUGCAAGUGCCCUGAACAGUUCAGAGGGAGAUUCUGCGAGAUCGGACCAUAUGAUUGUUAUGAAGAGGACUCCUCUACAUAUAGAGGAAGAGUGAACCAAGCAGAAAAUGGCAGGACCUGCCUGCACUGGAAUUCCCACCAUCUCUUGGACCAACCUUUUAAUGCCUUUAUGGAGGAUGCUGACUCAUAUGGCAUUGGUGAUCACAACUUCUGCAGGAAUCCUGAUGAGGAUGAAAGACCCUGGUGCUACAUCAGAAAAAAUGAGGAAAUAGAGUGGGAAUAUUGUGAUGUUUCACCCUGCUCAGCUGAAGAGACCCCCACAGAACCCCCUACAGACCCCCCUGAAAUAUUCCAAACAUGUGGACAACCUGAAGUUCGUAGGACAGUCAAGAAGAUCUAUGGUGGAUCCAAGGCUACAGCUGGAAAACAUCCCUGGAUGGCAUCUCUACAGAGACAGACUCCAAAUGGAAAUGAACAUUUCUGUGGUGGAGUGUUAAUUAAAUCAUGCUGGGUUCUUACUGCUGCACACUGCCUUGAAAACCCAGAAACUAAGAUCCAAGUAGCCCUUGGAAAGCAAAACCUCGAGAAGAAAGAGCGUCAUGAGCAAAUAUUUGAUGCAGUGCAAAUAAUUUUGCAUGGCGAAUACAGAGAGAAGGGUGGUGUCCUAUACAAUGAUAUCGCACUACUUAAACUGCAGCCUGUUGAUGGUUACUGUGCAGUGGAAACAAAGUAUGUGAAAAUAGCAUGUGUCCCUGACUUCUUCCUUCCUGCUGGGACUUCCUGCUUCAUAUCUGGAUGGGGCCAGACAGAGACAGAUGACCAAUCCCAUCAGCUGUUAGAUGCCAAUGUCAAGUUGAUUUCGCAGAGGAAAUGCAAUGAGCCCAAACUACAUGAUAACACACUGGAUGAUAGCAUGUUUUGUGCAGGAAAACUUCGGAAGCCCGGAAUCGAUUCUUGUGAGGGAGACUCUGGAGGCCCACUGACAUGUGUAGAAAAUGGCUCCUACUACACAUAUGGCCUUGUGAGCUGGGGUGAUGGAUGUGGGUUAAAAAACAAGCCAGGAGUUUAUACCCAGGUGACAAAAUUCGCCGGUUGGAUUAAAGAUGUAAUUCAGUCUUCAUCAAGGUCACGUCAUUAGGAGAGAGUUUUGGAAUGACAAAUGGUGCAUUCAAGUCUCACAGGGGAAAUGAAAAGUAAAUAAGGAAUAAGACGUGAAAGAUGCUGCUGUGCUGAAUAUGCUGAAAACAGUAAUGAGGUUAUUUCAUCCCUUGGUGUCAUUAACCCAGGGUAGUGGAAUUACAGCAAAGGCAAUGCAGUCCAGAGAGAGAAGGAGCUGCACAAGUCCACUGGAUUUUUUCAUGAGAAAAAAAAAAGAUUUCACCUGGCCUGUGUCCUGAUGUCUGAAUUGUGAAUAAAACAACUAUGAGAACACUGCAAGCAGGGAUUUGUUCCCUAGAACACAACUCCUACUUUUCCUUACUUCACAUCUAUGUGAAUAUGGGCAAAAGAUGCAAGAUUUGAAACUAGGAGAGACUGUACAAAGAGAACACGAAAGAUGAAAGUCCAGUUACAGAGAGAACAAUAACAUACAAAAAAACAAUAGCACACAAAAACAGUAGAAGAAAAACAGACUGACUGUGAAGUAGUAGAGAUGAGGACCCUGUAAUAUUCUGGGCACUGCACAGCUCAUUCCAUAUUUGGAGAAAUAGUACAAGGUACUUAUUACAGAUAGGCACAGCUUUAUUUUUAGCUGAAAAAGCCCAUUCAAAUUCCUAAAUAAAUAGCAUAAAAUAACCACCUCCUGGGUCUCGAA
Cyanistes caeruleus (blue tit) is the source of this 2433-nucleotide messenger RNA. NCBI's taxonomy places the organism in Eukaryota, Metazoa, Chordata, Aves, Passeriformes, Paridae. The record is from RefSeq and is a predicted model, not a curated record.